CUCAUCUAGAGUUCUCUACUCUAGCAUGUGUUUACCUUUCAUGUAUGUAUUUGGUAUGAUGCUGCUUCCUGCUACUGCCUACUUGCUCAGAAACUGGAAACACCUGUCGCUGUUAAUGGCCGUGCCUGGGCUGGCCAGCCUCCCCCUCUGGUGGCUGAUUCCAGAGUCUCCUCGCUGGCUAGUGUCUAAAGGCCGUUUGCAAGAAGCAGAACGCUUGUUAAGGUCAGCGGCUCUGGAGAACGGAGUGGAAGCUCCUCCUGUUAUCUUCCUCUCUGCAAAUGUUCAACAGUCUGAUAGCAAGAAGGCUGAGACCCUCAAUUUCCUGGACCUCCUAAAGGCCAAAAGCAUUCGAAGUGUCACACUCAUACUUUGGUUUCUCUGGCUUUCUACACAUGUGACCUAUUUUGGGUUGUCAUUCAAUAUGUCUACACUCUAUGGCAACCCCUUCCUGAAUUACUUCUUGCUGUCAGCUGUUGAGCUACCAGCAUACACUGUCAGCUGGCUAAGUGCAUGCAGGCUUUCCCGCCGCCUGUCUUUUAUCAGCUUCUUCCUGCUGGGGGCGCUAGCACUCUUCCUCAUCCAGUUCACUCUGCACAGCCAUCCAGCUCUCACCCUGUUCCUGGUGCUGCUGGGUAAAUUUGGCGUUCUGGUUGGCACGGGCAUUUUGUACAUGUUCACUGGAGAGCUCUCUCCCACAGUCAUCAGAAAUACAGUGAUGUCAUCCUGUGCCAUGCUCUCCAGAGCGGGAUCCUCUAUUUCCCCAUACCUACUGCAGCUGGCUGUGUUCUACGAGUUCCUGCCGUGGAUGCUUGUGGGUUCUCUCUCACUUGUCAGUGUCGUGCUCUGCUUUUUUCUUCCGGAGACCUUUAGAGAGCCGCUUCCCGACACCAUCGAUCAGAUGCAAGCAAUUCAGAGAUUCAGGUGGCCAUGUGCCUUCAAGCCACCCCAGAAGGAUGACAUGAAAUCAGCUAAAGACCAAACGUCUCUGCCUGAGAUCAUCUGUUCAACGCGCUUUUAAGACUCGGACACAGAAAUGAAUGAAGCUGCCUUCACCAACGCUACCACCAACAACAGAAUGUGAAACAAAAGACCUUAGUCCAUUCUGACAAGAUGGUUGUACUGUUUUCUGUCUCCAUCAUCUUCAAAGACUGUGAGAGAAACCGUAGAAUCUCCAGCAAUAUAGCAGCUUCUCUCUCCACAUUACAGAGCAAGGGGAGCUAAUACACAAUGAGUGUAAUUUUUUUACCUUUUAAAAGCAAAGGGGGGAAAAGUUUACCACGAUGAAGGUCUAGUUUAGCGUUUUUCCCUCCAUCGUUUAAAACACCCGUGCCUUUGAGAUAAACGUUAUUGUUAGUCAUAUGAAUGUGAAUGUGUUUAAGAAAUAAAGAU
Molecule: messenger RNA, 1389 nt
Organism: Pundamilia nyererei
Lineage: Eukaryota; Metazoa; Chordata; Actinopteri; Cichliformes; Cichlidae
Product: solute carrier family 22 member 5-like
Exons: 7
Coding region: 26-1018 (330 amino acids)
Biological process (GO): transmembrane transport
Cellular component (GO): membrane
Molecular function (GO): transmembrane transporter activity
Source: RefSeq, a predicted model, not a curated record